This is a messenger RNA of Ceratitis capitata (Mediterranean fruit fly), 2074 nucleotides long. RefSeq names its product cytochrome P450 6JZ1. Lineage: Eukaryota; Metazoa; Arthropoda; Insecta; Diptera; Tephritidae. Bases 156 to 1661 code for a protein of 501 amino acids. The transcript has 2 exons. The record is from RefSeq and is a predicted model, not a curated record. Gene Ontology annotation, molecular function: oxidoreductase activity, acting on paired donors, with incorporation or reduction of molecular oxygen; heme binding; iron ion binding.
GUCACCCUCGGCGCGCUCUCAAAUUCAGUACUUGCGCAGGUCUUCAACCCCACGCUUCACUCUGAAAUUCUUUGUACACUGAGUAACUGUAAACAGGAAUCAUUCCUCAAUUUAUCUCUACACACUCACAUUCACACAAACAAAAACAUGCAAAAAUGAUGGACUACCUCAUCUACUUUGGCAUAUUCUUAACCAUAUACACCAUCGUGCUGUAUUUCGGUAUGAAUUACACGAAUAUGCUUUUUUGGAAAGCGACCUGGGUGCCAUGCGAUGUUCCGGAUUUCAUAAUUGGUGAUCUGGAAGGGUUAUCCCGAUCCCGCAAGCUUGCAUCGGCUUUACGCGAAACAUAUAAAAAGUACAAAAGUAAGAUGGGCAGCUUUUGUGGUUUCUUUAUGUCUGCGCGACCUGUGGCGCUCGUCACAGAUCUGGACUUAGCAUACAAUAUACUUGUACGUGACGCAGAUAAGUUCGACGAUCGCGGUUCAUAUCAUAACAAAAAUGACGAUGCCUUUGCUGAAAAUCUAUGGAACUUAGAAGCGGCGGAGUGGAGCGUGUUGCGCAGAAAGCUAGCGCCCCUCUUCACGAGUGAAAAAUUGAAAACGAUAUUUCCGCUAAUCGUGAAAAUAGGUGACGAGCUAAAGAAGCAAUUUGCUGCAGCCGAUGAAAAUGAAAUUAUAAUAGAGAUACACGAUCUUUGUCAACGUUACAUCACCGACGUCAUUGCCAAUUGCAUAUUGGGUUUGCAGGUCAACAGUCUACAGGACCCAAGUUCGGAGUUUCGUCUAUUUACCAAGAAAUAUGCCAUGAAAUCUUGCAGCACUUGGACAUACACGUUGAUGCAGUGGAAGCCAGAGUUGGCAAGACGUUGGCAUUUAACACAGACUUUCGAUAAAGUGCGUGAUUUCUAUUACCGUGUCAUUGGUGGCACUAUAGUGGAGCGUGAGAAGAAGAAAUAUAAGCGGAAUGACUUGAUGACCAGACUCAUAGAAUUAAAGAACGCGAAAGUAAAGGCGAAUCGGUUAAGUCUUGACGAGAUCAUAGUGAACUCGGCAUUAUUCUUCGAGGCUGGUUAUGAGCCCUCCGCAAGUAUUUUGACAUAUGCAUUCUUCGAGUUGGGAUUGGAACAGUUGGUGCAGAACAAAUUAAGACGGGAGAUAACAGACGUGCUGAAAAGGCACAAUGGUAAACUCACCUAUGAAGCCAUGGAGGAAAUGAAGUAUCUGGAUAUGGUGAUUUUAGAAACUCUACGAAAGUACUGCAUAUACCCCUAUAUCGAGCGCGUAGCCAAUGAUGAUUACAUAACCAACGUAGAAGACUUUAUAAUAUUUAAGGACACAAAGGUGGUCAUACCCAUUGAGGCAAUACAUCAUGAUUCUGAUUACAAUGAAAGACCGACGGCUUUCAUACCAACACGUUUCGAAACGGAGAAAUUGCAAAGUCGCCAUCCUUGCGCCUGUCUGCCUUUCGGUGCCGGACCACGCAACUGUAUUGGCAUGCGUUUCGCGAAAUUGAUGAUAGGCGUUGCGCUCAUAGCGCUGCUAAGCGAAUAUAAAUUUGACCUAUCUUCCAAGUGUACGCUGGUAAUGGAAUCUCCAAAAGACCGGGUGCUAUUGAGACCGGAAAAAGAGGUGAAGAUGUGUGUUCAGAAGUUACAAACUUAAAAGCCCGUAGGUUUGAGCGAAAGCUUCGGAAGGUGGGUGCAAGUCUCAGUUCCAAUUCGCUUUAAUAUUUGCAAACUGAUAAUGUCGACUACUUGGGUUGUUUCAAUGUAUGGGUCAAAGCUCAAUUUUUUUUUUUUUUUUUUUUUUCAAAAUAUAAUAUGUAAUUUUAUUUCUUUGUAUGCGUGUAUGUAUGGGUAAAGCGUCGGUUUUCUAAAUAUGUAAAGCAAACAAUUUUCUUAAUGUAAUUUAAAUAUUAUGUUAUUUCAAAUUGUAUUUGUUAAAAUUCAAAAUUGUACAUAAAUUUUAAAUAUUUUUUUGAAAGAUUCCAUUCAUUAUAAAAGUAUUUACAAAUAAGCAUGUACAAAUCUUAAAGUGUGUCUUUUGUGAAAUAUAUAUGUGUACAAAUUUUUUAU